This is a messenger RNA of Ceratitis capitata (Mediterranean fruit fly), 556 nucleotides long. RefSeq lists its product as uncharacterized. The coding region runs from base 202 to 543 and encodes 113 amino acids. The transcript is spliced from 2 exons. NCBI's taxonomy places the organism in Eukaryota, Metazoa, Arthropoda, Insecta, Diptera, Tephritidae. The record is from RefSeq and is a predicted model, not a curated record.
AGUUAGAGUUAACAGGAGUAAAUCCCGUCCUUAGGCAUUGGAUACAUGUCUUGCUAAGCUGCAGGAAGAUCAAAGCGCGAUGUGGAUUAGGCAUCGUAACGAGGAGUAUGUCAAGUGAACUCUAAAAAGUGAAAUGGUAUCACCUCUGCUCUGCACCUUUGCAGUUAAGAAGUUGCUCAAGAUGUUGGAAGGGGAGCUGCUAUGCUUACAGCCUAUUCGGACGACACCUCAAUCACAGUGGGCGUUUGGAUCAAGCCAAAGCUACGAGAGGACACUUUACAGCUGAAACUUAGCACUAAGCACCUGGGAACUGUGUUGAAUAGCAAGUUGUCGAGAAGACUCAAUGUAGAGGUGCGAGUGAAUAUAGAAUCAGCGGCUCUAUAUACGACAUGUAAAAUGAUGUUGCGGGCUUUAGUUUACUGCGAGAUAAGAAAGUCGUAUAAACUACCAAACUAUUACAAUAUCUUCAAAGCAACAAAUUUUUGCUGUAAAAAAGGCGGCAGGGCCAAUGCAAUGUGCUGGUAUUCAAAGGAAGAUAGCUAAGCGACCAUAAAGA